Molecule: messenger RNA, 4442 nt
Organism: Pygocentrus nattereri (red-bellied piranha)
Lineage: Eukaryota; Metazoa; Chordata; Actinopteri; Characiformes; Serrasalmidae
Product: zinc finger protein 319
Exons: 2
Coding region: 580-2352 (590 amino acids)
Biological process (GO): regulation of transcription by RNA polymerase II
Cellular component (GO): nucleus
Molecular function (GO): RNA polymerase II transcription regulatory region sequence-specific DNA binding; DNA-binding transcription factor activity, RNA polymerase II-specific
Source: RefSeq, a predicted model, not a curated record
CCUGCAGUUCUGUUGUGGGCAUGUUAGCUAUUAAAACCUGGUCAGUUUACGAGUUUCCGACGUUUUCUAUUUUAACCACGCUGGCUUAAUUACAUUAUAUACUGACUGUGCGUAUGUGCAGCUAUUAGUAAUGCGUCCUUCGACUAUAUGCCUGAGGAAAGUCAGUAUCAAAAGAACACUUGGUGUUAUUUUUUGGGAAAUCGGAUCCAGUUAUUUUCCCCCUUCGCUUUGAAUCCGCCCAUAUGAUUUGGGUGGCAGCCUUGCUCGGGGGGGCUGCACACAGAGGUCCGAUGCGUCACAUUUAUUUGGGCCUUCUGUACCCCACCGGCAAGGUAUCGUCCGAUUCUUUUCUUCCCUCAAGCAACGUCGUCUUAAUUUUGUUGGACCACGCCGAAAACUAAGGCACACAACUGCAAUACACAUGGUGUGAGCUUCUGUGGGACUUCGUAUAAUGUAACUGGAGUGAUACUCUAUUUAAAAAAAACAACACCACGCCCACAGGACAGUUCUUCACGUUUCUUGUGAACUGCCUACCACAACUGCCCACAGUCCUAUUGUGUAUCUGUUGUGAAUCCAUACAUGUACAGCGGAAGGAUGACCGAGGCAUGGCAGCAGCAGCAUGCAGUGGCCCCCCCUCCUGUUGCUCAUCCCCUCCUCCAAGGGGCUGAAAAUCCUCUUGGCAGUGCUGUGUAUGGCAUCGUCCUGCCCGCUGACCCUGCCUUACAGCAGACCCAGCAUGGUCAGCAUGCCCAGCAGCACCCUGUACCAGCCCAACAGCCCUCCCUACAAGUCGGGAGUGAGGGCGGUCAUAAGUGCGGAGCCUGUGGUCAUGAUAUUUCACAUCUGGCAAACCCGCAUGAGCAUCAGUGCAUGGUGAGCCAGGACCGCUCUUUUCAGUGCACCCAGUGCAUGAAGAUAUUCAAUCAGGCCACUGACCUGCUAGAGCAUCAGUGUGUCCAGGUAGAACAGAAACCCUUCGUCUGUGGGGUGUGCAAAAUGGGAUUCUCGCUUCUCACCUCUUUGGCACAACAUCACAAUGAGCACACGAAUGGCAACAACCCCAUGAAAUGCUCCAUUUGUGAGAAAACCUACAGGCCUGGUUCAUCCUCUUCUAACCCACAACAGGCGUCCACUGGAGAGUCCUCCAGUAGCGGAGCAGCUAUGGGCUCCUCUUCCUCCACUGCUUUCCAGGGUUCUGACAGGCCCUACAAGUGUUCAGUCUGCUCCAAAGCUUUCCGCCACCUGUCCGAACUCUCUCGCCACGAGCGGGUGCACACGGGCGAGAAACCCUACAAGUGCAACACCUGUGAGAAGAGUUUCAGCCAGGCGUCUCACCUGGCACACCACCAGCGUACCCACAGUGCCGACCGUCCUUACAAAUGUGCAGUCUGUGAGAAGACCUUCAAGCAUCGGCAGCACCUUGUGCGGCACAUGUACGCUCACUCCGGUGAGCACCUGUUCAAGUGCAACCUUUGUGAGCUUCACUUCAAGGAGUCAUCUGAACUGCUCCACCACCAGUGCCAGCCGGCAGGCGAGCGGCCAUUCCGCUGUGCCACAUGCGGCAAGAGCUUCAAACGUCCGUCGGACCUACGGCAGCAUGAGCGCACACAUUCUGAGGACAGGCCCUUCCAAUGUGAGGAGUGCCAGAUGAGUUUCAAGCAGCAGUACGCACUUGUGCGCCAUCGUCGCACGCAUAAGAACCCCGCUGACCGGCCCUUCAAGUGUAACCAAUGUGACAAGGGCUUCCUUCAGCCUUCUCACCUUCUGUACCACCAGCAUGUCCAUGGUAUUGAGAGCUUGUUCAAGUGUGCAGCUUGCCAGAAGGGGUUCAGACAGUCUGGUGAGUUGCUGAGGCACAAGUGCGGAGAGUCCAGCUCCAGUUCCAAUGCUGUCGAGAAGCCAUACAAAUGUGACGUGUGUGGGAAGGGUUAUAAAAAGUCAUCGACGCUCCAGCGGCACCAGAACUCCCACUGCACCGAGAAGCCACUCAAAUGCUCCUUAUGUGGCCGCCGCUUUCAAUCUUCAUCUGAUUUUGUGCAGCACCGCUGCGAUCCGGCCCGCGAGAAGCCGAUGAAGUGCUCGGACUGCGAGAGGCGCUUCAAAUAUUCUUCUGAGCUCCAGAGACAUCGGCGUGUCCACACGGGGGAGAAACCUUUUAAGUGCCCUACCUGUGACAAGGGAUUCAAGCAGCGGGAGCACCUGGCCAAACACGGCAUUGUCCAUUCACGCGAGGCACAGUUUAAGUGUGUCUGGUGUGGCGAGUGCUUUGGGGAGCUGGGGGCUCUACAAGAGCACACGGUUCAGCACACUGCAGAAGGAGGGGGCUAUCCAGUAGCGCCUUGCAUACAGUAGCACCUCAAAACCCUGCGUACAACUAGCUUCUCAAUCUGUUCUUGAAGCCACGUAUAGAUAGUGCUUACCUUAGAAAUAUGAUACUUGCUAGUAUGCUAAUUCUGCUACAAUGGAUUUUCAUUUGACACAAGUACAAAAUACAAGACUGGUGAUAGCUUUUUUUUUUUUUUUUUUUUUCUCUCCUUUCCUCAAGUGUAUGCAUUUAACAAUACAACCAGUAUUCUCUCUUCCAGCCAGGCCUUAAAAAGCUUAACCUGGAUAAGAACAUAAUCACAAAGCUGCAGCACAGUAAUGUUCAAGUCAUCAUAAUGGUUUGAACAACUUUUUUUCUACAUUAGUGACACAUCCUUACAUGGUAAGGACUCCUGCCUAUCAUUGUAACUACACAUGCUACACUUAGGUGGAAUAUACAGUAAAAUAACAAACAAAAGAAAACAAACAAAAAAAAAAGUUGUGGACGGUGUAAAGUAGAAGAUGAUUCUAGAUCAUGGAAUUAAAUAGGUCAAAAUGACUUGAUUAUAUGUUAAGUAUAAUCUUCGGAAUAAGAGACACAAAUAUAUCUAAAAUUCUGUUUGUGCUGUUGCAAGUGUUUGUGGCGCAUUCUGUUUUUCACUAUUGCAGUAUCACUGAACUUAAUUCCAUCAGUCUGUUAGACUUUGGCCCAGUGCUGUCAUCUCCAAGGCUGACUAAAAGUACAUGAGACACUUUUUCAAAUUGGAUUUUACUGGCUGGAACAAAUUAUCGGGGGGGCCUGUUAUGGACAAACUGGUUGCCUUUUGAUCCUGUACAACCUCAUGCUUCUUACCAGCCAUAGUUCUUGUAUAUAAGGCAACCUGCUCAGUAUAGUGACUAUGUAUCUGUAACGUAUAACUCCCAAUGCCUAACCCAUGAUGUAACAGGGUACGUGCAUGCAUGAAUAACCUAAUAUUUGUAUGUUAAUAUUUUAUGUUGUAAACUGUCACUGGUGCAUAAUUGUAUGUUCUCUUUUAGGCAACGUAAGAAGCGGUUCGUUACUUCGGAAGUGUCGGAAUUGUAUGUGAUCAGCAUAAGUGGUGAUUUCAUCCCUGUAGCUAUCAUGGGAGUUUAAACAAUUACCAGUAACACUAAUACACUGGUAUGCAUACAGUUUACAGUAACACUUUUACUUUUAAGCGGCCCAGUAACAGCAUGUCUGUCACAAUCAUUAAGUACUACUGUGUGGAGAAGAAAAAAAUCAAAGAGAAGGUUGUGUUACUGCUCAUCAAUGCUCUACUAUCUGCAAUAUUGUUCAGAAAUGGAUGUUUUGUAAUGCUAUGACUUGAGUACAGUGGUAGAAUUUAGUGUCUGUGUAUCUGCACCAUACUGUAAACUGUGUGUUAGUGAUCAUUCCUCUCUGAGGACAGGUAUUACUCUGUUACGGUGAAUCUAGUAUGAUUAUUUCCCUUUUAUAAGCAACACCAUUUAUUUGUUUGCAUCCUACACGAGAUUUAGUUGAUGAACCUAUUCCUAUGAAUCACCAUGCCUUUGAAGAGUGGUUGGUGGGCAACAUUCCAUUAAAAUUUUAUUUGUGUCCCAUUGCUAAACAAUUUGGUCAACAAAUAUUCAAAUGCACCUUGUUUGUGUUAAAUAAUACUACAGAGUAGUUUGUUAAGAAAGGUCUAAAUUUAGAAAGAAUUGCACCUUAAUAUAUUUGGUUGUUGACCGUAAUUAUUAGGAUUAAUUACACACCAAAAUUAGACAAGCAGUCUGUAUAGACGCAGUCUGUUGUAUGAACAUGAGUAUGUAUGAAAUGCAAAUUUGUUGACUCCCAUAAUUAUUUUUUUCUUCAUUAAAGCUCACAGUCCAUUGCUAGUUUUAAUAACUUUGAAUGUAAUGGAUAACCAAAGGGGACACAGCCUCUGACCGUCCCUUCAGUACAACCAUCCCUAUUCUUUGCUCACCCAACUCCCUUAAGAUGUACCUGUUUUGAAGAUGGUGGAAGGACUGAAGUUUGUAAAUGCCCUAUAUGUCAAAAACAAAAAAAAAUCCCUAUCCAUGCACAAGUCUUCACACAAGUGUAUUGUGACCUUAGGUUACAUGGCAUUAACCAAUAAAUGUUUGUAAAGACACAU